UGGGCCAUUAUUUCUUAUAUAAACUUGACAGACCAGAAGAGACCAUAAUUAGUCUGUACCAACUCCUCUUUGGUUUGGAUAAUUUGAUAACAUACUCCAUGUUACUACAUCAAGAGCGUGAAGCUGAUAUUAUAGAGGAAAGAUUGAAUAUUGAAAAGUAUCAAGGGAUUUGGCUAAUCUCGGGGAAGCCCGAUCUGUCUUCCCCCUUGUUUAGCCCUUCACCGCGACCCGUCUGCUCGUCGCCCGUGCCGCCUCCUAAUAUGGUCGUCGUGUACCUGCCAAUCAUUUUUUCUGAUGUAAUGGUUCCUACCGGUGAAAAGUUCCCACCUAAUGUAUCCGAAUCCAAAAAUGAUGUUUGUACACACUCUUAUACACACUUUUGUACACACAUAUGUUUGUGAAAGUUUUUUUUUGUCUGUGAACAUCGAUUCACAGACAAUGUUUUGCACAAACAAAAAAAAGCUUCACAUACAUGGUGUGUAUAAGGUGUGUACAUCAAGCAUGGUUGAUCGGAAUCCUUGACCUCCAUACUAAACACAGCAUCAUCUUCAAGUCUUCAUCCAACUCCAUACAAUCGACACCAGCCAACCAAGGGUUUAAAGAUCUUCGGUAAGAGGCCAACGAAAUAUGCAAAGAUGGAAACUGCACAGCCUUUAUUGCUGUUGAAAAAUGUCACGCACUGACUUGAAGUUCGUCCGCAAUCUUUUCCCUUGCGGAAAAUCCAAAGAAAGCCAAAAAAAAAAACAGGCCGCACGGUGAAAAACGGCUGUAAAUUGGAUUCUUUAAACUCCAAAAUACAAAUACUUUUCCUCCCUCAAAAAAUUAACACCCAAAUACACUCUUAAAACCCAACUCUAUUUGUACUCGCAACUUCUU
Messenger RNA from Cuscuta europaea, 876 nucleotides. The record is from the annotation of a GenBank genome assembly. Lineage: Eukaryota; Viridiplantae; Streptophyta; Magnoliopsida; Solanales; Convolvulaceae.